GGGCGGAGUCAGAGGAGCCAGGGAAGGAACAAAGCGCGGCCUGCGGGUGGCGGCUGCGCUGGGCCGGCCGGGCCCGGAGGUGCCGAGCCUGCGGGCGGCGACCCGGGCAGGGCAAAGCUUUGCGGGGAGGAAGGUGGUAUCGCCCUCUGCGCCGGCACGGCCAUGAACGGGCUGCCCUCUGCUGAGGCUCCAGGCGGCGCGGGCUGCGCCCUAGCCGGGCUCCCGCCGCUACCGCGCGGCCUCAGCGGCCUCCUCAACGCGAGCGGGGGCUCGUGGCGGGAGCUGGAGCGCGUCUACAGCCAGCGCAGCCGCAUCCACGACGAGCUGAGCCGCGCCGCCCGGGCCCCAGACGGGCCACGCCACGCCACCGGCGCCGCCAGUUCGGGGCCAGCCUCCGGCCCGCGUCGCCCAGUCAACCUCGACUCGGCACUAGCCGCGCUGCGCAAGGAGAUGGUGGGGUUACGGCAGCUGGACAUGUCGCUGCUGUGCCAGUUGUGGGGCCUGUAUGAAUCAAUCCAGGACUACAAACACCUGUGCCAAGACCUGAGUUUAUGCCAGGACCUGUCAUCUUCCCUGCACUCGGACAGCUCCUAUCCACCGGAUGCCGGCCUCUCUGAUGACGAUGAGCCUCCUGAUGCCAGCCUGCCCCCUGACCCACCACCCCUCACUGUGCCCCAGACACAUAAUGCCCGAGAUCAGUGGCUGCAGGACGCCUUUCACAUCAGCCUUUGAACAGCUGGGGUGGGUGGGAAUGCACCCAUGCAAAAGGGUCAAAACUCGCCCCUGAGCAUGUCCUCAGAAGACAGUGCCUGCUCUUCCACCUGUAUCACCUCACCUCAGGAGAGCCAGGCAUAUGCCUCUCAGGCAAAACUGCCAACCCCCUCCUGGUUGGUUGGCACUGGGUGGGCACCUGGGUUGCCAUGAUAUUGGGCCUCUUCUCUACAUAUGUGCACCCCCAGCUUGGCGAUGGGGCCCGAAGUAUCUUGCACUCUGCUUGGCAUCACUGGGAUUGGGAUGAGUGCCUGGCUCCUAUCUUUUUUUCAUCUUUUGCUGCUACUGGCAGCUGCUGGCUCAGGGGCAUUCCACCUCUGGUCCCUGGGAUCCACUGCCCUGGAUAAGGGCCUCAGGACCCAUGCCUGCACACACCCAAGUCCAUAACAGGCUAAGGCCCCAUGCUGGAUAUUUUAAGUUUAGGGGCCAGCCUCCUGGGCUGGUAAAUAAAUAAAUAAAUA
Marmota monax (woodchuck) is the source of this 1232-nucleotide messenger RNA. It is a transcript of the gene Fam89b, whose product is annotated as family with sequence similarity 89 member B. NCBI's taxonomy places the organism in Eukaryota, Metazoa, Chordata, Mammalia, Rodentia, Sciuridae. The transcript has 2 exons. The coding region runs from base 163 to 732 and encodes 189 amino acids. The record is from RefSeq and is a predicted model, not a curated record. Gene Ontology annotation, cellular component: lamellipodium; cytoplasm. Gene Ontology annotation, molecular function: transcription corepressor binding. Gene Ontology annotation, biological process: negative regulation of transforming growth factor beta receptor signaling pathway; positive regulation of cell migration; negative regulation of SMAD protein signal transduction.